Messenger RNA from Nycticebus coucang (slow loris), 3687 nucleotides. It is a transcript of the gene SEC61A1, whose product is annotated as SEC61 translocon subunit alpha 1. The coding region runs from base 217 to 1647 and encodes 476 amino acids. The transcript has 12 exons. The record is from RefSeq and is a predicted model, not a curated record. Lineage: Eukaryota; Metazoa; Chordata; Mammalia; Primates; Lorisidae. Gene Ontology annotation, cellular component: Sec61 translocon complex; membrane. Gene Ontology annotation, biological process: SRP-dependent cotranslational protein targeting to membrane, translocation; post-translational protein targeting to membrane, translocation. Gene Ontology annotation, molecular function: signal sequence receptor activity; ribosome binding; transmembrane protein transporter activity.
GCGUGGCAGGAAGCGGAAGCGGCCGCGGCCUGCCGCCCACCGCCGGCCCCGCCCCGCCCCGCGCAGCGCCGCGCCGCGCCGCUCGCCGGGGGACUAACACUGACGUGUCUCUCGCGGAGGUGUAGUUCUUCGGGGCGGGCUGGGCCGGGGGAAGCGUCGCCUCUCGCGGAGCGGAGCGGAGCCGAAGCGGCAUCCGGAGACUGAGCAGCCGCCGCCAUGGCGAUCAAAUUUCUGGAAGUCAUCAAGCCCUUCUGUGUUAUCCUGCCGGAAAUUCAGAAGCCAGAGAGGAAGAUUCAGUUUAAGGAGAAAGUGCUGUGGACCGCUAUCACCCUCUUUAUCUUCUUAGUAUGCUGCCAGAUUCCUCUGUUUGGUAUCAUGUCUUCAGAUUCAGCCGACCCUUUCUAUUGGAUGAGAGUGAUUCUGGCUUCUAACAGAGGCACAUUGAUGGAGCUGGGUAUAUCUCCUAUUGUCACCUCUGGCCUUAUCAUGCAACUCUUGGCUGGUGCCAAGAUAAUUGAAGUUGGUGACACCCCAAAAGACCGAGCUCUCUUCAACGGAGCCCAAAAGUUAUUUGGCAUGAUCAUUACUAUUGGCCAGUCUAUAGUAUAUGUGAUGACGGGAAUGUACGGGGACCCUUCUGAAAUGGGUGCUGGAAUCUGCUUGUUAAUCACCAUUCAGCUUUUUGUUGCUGGCUUAAUUGUCCUACUUUUGGAUGAACUCCUACAAAAAGGGUAUGGCCUGGGUUCUGGUAUUUCCCUCUUCAUUGCAACUAACAUCUGUGAGACCAUUGUAUGGAAGGCGUUCAGCCCCACCACCGUCAACACUGGCCGAGGGAUGGAAUUCGAAGGUGCCAUCAUCGCUCUGUUCCAUCUUCUGGCCACACGCACUGACAAAGUCCGAGCCCUCCGAGAGGCCUUCUAUCGCCAGAACCUCCCCAACCUCAUGAACCUCAUCGCCACCAUCUUUGUCUUUGCAGUGGUCAUCUAUUUCCAGGGCUUCAGAGUGGACCUGCCAAUCAAGUCAGCCCGCUACCGAGGCCAGUACAACACCUACCCCAUCAAGCUCUUCUACACCUCCAACAUCCCCAUCAUCCUGCAGUCUGCCCUGGUGUCCAAUCUCUAUGUCAUCUCCCAGAUGCUGUCCGCUCGCUUCAGUGGCAACUUGCUGGUCAGCCUGCUGGGCACCUGGUCGGACACUUCUUCCGGGGGCCCAGCACGUGCUUAUCCAGUUGGUGGCCUUUGCUAUUACCUGUCCCCUCCAGAAUCUUUUGGUUCUGUGUUGGAAGACCCCGUGCAUGCAGUUGUGUACAUAGUGUUCAUGCUGGGUUCCUGUGCAUUCUUCUCCAAAACGUGGAUUGAGGUCUCGGGUUCCUCUGCCAAAGAUGUUGCGAAGCAGCUGAAGGAGCAGCAGAUGGUGAUGAGAGGCCAUCGGGAGACAUCCAUGGUCCAUGAACUCAACCGGUAUAUCCCCACAGCCGCAGCCUUUGGCGGGCUGUGCAUUGGGGCCCUCUCGGUCCUGGCUGACUUCCUGGGUGCCAUCGGGUCUGGAACCGGGAUCCUGCUUGCGGUCACGAUCAUCUACCAGUACUUUGAAAUUUUCGUCAAAGAGCAGAGUGAGGUCGGCAGCAUGGGAGCCCUUCUCUUCUGAGCCACGUCUUCCAAGGACCAGGAAGAAGAAGCGUGCUCUGGAACUGCCUACCAAGGGGAACUUGUCAUGGGCGAGGGCUGCUGUGGCUUGUGGACUUUUGUUUAAUAAUGUUUUUCAAUUUCAUAUUUGUUCAUUCCACUGUGUCAAAAGCUAAACGUUUUUCAAUUUGAAAAUUUACUUUUUAUUCUGGCGUUGGCAAAAAGAACUGUAGAAGUGAAAUUUUACUGCUGACUGCCAGAGUGGUGGGGAUGGUGAAUAGUUGUCCCCAGGUGUCCACGUAACUUACCGUUUGAAACUUUGCACCUUCUCAGUGCUGUGGGCGCCUGUGUUGACUGUUCCCCCACAGCUGUUCCCCUUCCAAUCUGGCUAGAAGCACAAACACUGCAAUGUCUGUGUUUCGUUUUGGCAGUGGGAUGUGAAGCUGGGAGCAGACUGUGUUUUCUGGGGACACUGAACCUUAUCAGCUUGUCUCCUUCACAAUCAGGCUGGGCGUAUCUGGCUGAAGACUGUUUCUCAGACACCGUUGUUUUCUCUUACUUUUUAAGUAGAUUUUUAGUUCAGAGCUUCUUCCAAAAGAGAGGAAUAGAUUUCCUAGAAGACACUCUUGGGCCAGCUGUGAAUUUUUUGCAUGUGCCUAAUGGCUCUUCUAGCUGACUCUUUCAGUCGGACUUUGAGUCUGCUUGUCUCUGCCAUCUCCAGGGACAGUCACCUGCAUCCUGUAAUGGAGUGAGGUUGGGGGUCUUCAGCUUUGCAAAGUGGCGCCUGGCCGAGCUCGGUAGACAUUUAUGUGGAGGACUCUUGCAGUGAUGCCUGUUUGUCCAGAUGCUACCAGUCGUCAUUGGAUGUGUUUCCUGGUGGUGGCAGUAAGGCCCAGAAUGAGUGACUCCGUAUUCACAGGCUACUUCUACCCUCUAGGCCGACAAUCUCCACUUGUAUUUUUAGAGUUUUCUUUUUGUGUUUAGGACCAAACACAAGUAAGUAAAUGACCAGAUGCCACCAACCUCCUCUGAGCCUUCAUGGUAUGUUCAGCAGAGAGAGGAGAUCACAUGCUCAAGGUCAGUAGUGAAAGCAGGUUGAAAGAGCUUGGGUGUUUUUGGCAAGUUACUCCAGUGCUAUAAGACUCACGAUUAUAAGCUCUGUUUGUGAUGAUGCGCGGGAUGGAUCUUGGAGACUACCAUCCUUCCUUUCUAAGGCCUUCAGGGAAGCCUCUCAGAACAGGUGCUGCUUGGCAAGAGUGGCAGCAAGUUGGGCACUGAGAUCCUUCAGGAUCUAAAAGUUUUGAGUUGACCUUUAAAUAUGGUGUGAUCAAGGGUAUCCUUGCAGGGUACCCCAGAUCUAAGAAGGGAGCACCAGACACAGCCAUGUAGGGAAAGACAGUAUGCCGACUGCAGGCACACAGAACCCUCUGAAGCACAGAGUCACUGCCAUGAUUAGUAGAGGCUGCAGACUUUGUACCUGUCUGAAUAAUGGUGGGACUUCCUGGGAGACUUCACUGGCAGUGCCAGCUAGGAAACAGACCAAUAAAAGGACAAGAAACAACUUGCCUAAAGCCACCCAGCAAGUCAGCAGCAGAACCAGAAAGCGUCCUAGGCCCCUCCACCCACAGUCCAGGGCUUACCACCUACCACACGUGGCCUUGUCUAGACCCAGUCCUAAGCGAGGGAAGGCUCUGAGACCUGGUGCCCUCACACCCAUGUGGUUUUCCCACUGCCCUGUCACUGCUGCUGCUGCUGCGGAACGGCAGGGCCUGCCCCAGCCCAACCCUGGAAUGCUACAGCCUCUGGCAGGCAGGUGGCCGCACCCAAGCUGGUGGGCUGUGGGUGGAGAGUGCCAGGCCUCAGGCGGAGCCCCAUAGUCCUGCCUGCAGCUUGUAACCGUCCUGCUGGGCCCUGCGAGACCGGAUUCAGGCUCUGGUUAGGGGUCACAGUGGGUGGGUGACGGGGGCUAAACCCAGCUUCCAGGAGACUGUCACUGUGGACGCCAAAAUGGCAUAACUGAGAUAAGGUGAAUAAGUGACAAAUAAAGCCAAUUUUGUACAAG